Eucalyptus grandis is the source of this 6998-nucleotide messenger RNA. RefSeq names its product protein TSS. Gene Ontology annotation, biological process: organelle organization. The record is from RefSeq and is a predicted model, not a curated record. Gene Ontology annotation, cellular component: cytoplasm. Lineage: Eukaryota; Viridiplantae; Streptophyta; Magnoliopsida; Myrtales; Myrtaceae. Bases 822 to 6467 code for a protein of 1881 amino acids. The transcript is spliced from 23 exons. Gene Ontology annotation, molecular function: protein binding.
GAAAGCAAAGAAACGAGAGGCCUCAAAUCGCUGAGCGUCUUCUCUCUCGUUCCGUGCGCGCGCGUUGCUCAUGCGAGCUCUCCUUGGCCUUUGGCUCACCUUAUCCUAUCCCCCAUCUCUCUCUCUCUCUCUCUCUCUCUCUAUAAUCCUCCUGCGAGACAACAUCUUCGCUCCCUCUCGUAACUCUCUCUCUCUCUAUAUCUCGUACCCUGUCCCCAGCUUUUCUCUUUCGCGGUCUUUAAAACACACACACACACCCUUCGAAGGACAUCGUCGCCCACCUCCCGCACUUCAUUCAAUUCAUUCCAAUUCUACUCAAUGCGGCGUCACUUUCUCUAGCCAUCCAUGUCUUCUUUCACAUGUAAAGGCGCUUGCUGCACCGAGGCAAAUACAAGAAAUAUGGCUACUUGACUGGGUUCUUUCUUCUGUAUCCGUUCCUCCUGCUUCCUUCGAGCUGCUGAGAUAAAAAAAAAAGUUCUGUUUUGUCCCUCUCUUUUGUUAUUUGCAUUGGAAUCGGUACCUGGGUUCGAGCUGUAUUCCCCAGAAAACAGAGUUCUUGAAUUGGGACUUUGGAGCGCAAAGAGAGAGCGGAUUCCCGUUCCUCUUUCUUUAGCAGAAGCGAAUAGCGUCCGAGAUUUUCGGGCAGAGAUUCUUUUCUUUUCUCUUCUCUUCCUUCGAGCUCCUUUCGCAUGCAGCUUGGAGCUGUGGAUACGAUAAGUUCAAUCUGAAUUCCAUAGUUAUCACCGUCGCUCGGGAGGACCGAUUGGAGGAAAGUCCUAGAACCAGUCCAGCAGUGAAUUCAAUCUCCCCCCGGAUGCGAAAUGGCUCCCAAAGCAGGCAGAGCAAGACCACACAAAGCCAAAGGAGAGAAGAAGAAGAAGGAAGAGAAAGUUUUGCCCACUGUGGUGGAGAUUACUGUGGAGACACCAGAUGACUCGCAAGUGACGCUCAAGGGCAUAUCUACGGACAGGAUCCUGGACGUGCGCAAGCUUUUAGCGGUUCACGUCGAGACGUGUCAUCUGACCAAUUUCUCCCUAUCUCACGAGGUUCGAGGGCCCAGGCUCAAGGACUCGGCCGACAUUCUUCCCCUCAAGCCUUGUCAUCUUACCAUUGUUGAAGAGGACUACACCGAAGAGCUCGCGAUCUCCCACAUCCGCAGGCUCCUCGACAUCGUCGCCUGCACCACCUUCUUCGGCUCCUCCUCCUCCUCCUCUUCAUCAUCGUCCCCGAAAGCCCAAGCUCGACCCGCCGCCAAAGACCCCGCCUCCAAGCCGAACAACCCGGGCGAUGGCGCGGCGUCUCAGGGUCCUGGGCCCGACGUCGGUGAGAGAGAAGCGGCCGGCUGCGACCCGAGCCUCAAACUGGGAGGCGAGAAGAAGACCGACCCAACUGGUGCAGUGGCAGCGGUGGCUGACAAGGGGGAUACGGCGGUCUCACUCUGCCCGCCGCCCCGGCUUGGGCAGUUCUAUGAUUUCUUCUCAGUCUCACAUCUCACGCCUCCGGUUCAAUACAUCCGGAGAUCAACGCGUCCAUUCCUUGAUGAUAAGACAGAAGAUGAUUUCUUCCAGAUAGAUGUGCGGAUUUGCAGCGGGAAGCCAAUGACUGUUGUAGCUUCAAAGAAAGGGUUUUAUCCUGCCGGAAAACGCAUUCUUAUAAGUCAUACUUUGGUUGGUCUGCUUCAACAGAAUAGCAGGAUUUUUGAUGCGGCAUACAAAGCUCUCAUGAAGGCUUUCACAGAGCACAAUAAGUUUGGAAAUCUUCCAUAUGGAUUCCGAGCAAACACGUGGGUCGUUCCUCCAGUUGUUGCUGAUAAUCCUUCAGUCUUCCCAGCGCUUCCCGUGGAAGAUGAAAAUUGGGGAGGAAAUGGUGGUGGUCAUGGACGAGAUGGCAGACAUGAUUACAGACCCUGGGGAAAAGAGUUUGCCAUUUUGGCGGCAAUGCCCUGUAAAACAUCAGAGGAGAGGCAAAUCCGUGAUCGCAAAGCAUUUUUGCUUCAUAGUCUCUUUGUCGACAUUUCUGUUUUUAAAGCCGUCACGGCAAUCAAGCACCUCAUUGAUGCAAAUAAUUGCUUCACAUCUGAUCCGAUUGUUUCAAUGUCGCAUGAAGAAAAAGUUGGGGAUUUAGUUAUUAAGGUGACUAAGGACAUCCCUGAUGCAAGUUUGAAGCUGGACUGUAAAAAUGAUGGGAGUCAGGUCCUUGGCAUAUCUCAAGACGACCUUGCUCAGAGAAACUUACUUAAGGGCAUAACUGCUGAUGAGAGUGCUACAGUACAUGACACUUCUACUUUAGGUGUUGUGGUGGUUAGGCAUUGUGGCUAUACAGCAAUUGUUAAAGUCUCAGCUGAGGUAGAUUGGGAGGGAAACGCAAUUCCUCAGGACAUUGACAUUGAAGACCAUCCUGAAGGAGGGGCAAAUGCCUUAAAUGUCAAUAGCCUGCGGAUGCUUCUGCACAAGUCAUCCUCACCUCAGUCAUCCAGCACUGUUCUACGGACACAAAGUUCAGAUUCUGAAAAUUUACGCUCUGCAAGGUCUCUGGUAAGGAAGGUCUUAAGGGAAAGUUUGUUGAAGUUGCAGGAAGAGCCCACUAAAUGCACCAGAUCUAUCAGAUGGGAAUUAGGGGCAUGUUGGGUUCAACAUUUGCAAAAUCAGGCUUCUGGAAAAAAUGAUGCUAAAAGCACCGAAGAAGCUAAGCUUGAGCCAGCAGUUAAAGGUCUAGGUAAGCAGGGUGGCCUGCUUAAGGAAAUAAAGAAAAAGACUGAUGUCAGGACCAGCAACUCUGAACUUGGAAAGGAAGCUCCUAUUAGCAGCAACAAUGACACCGACAACAAAUCAAACAGCAUCAAUCCGAAGGAACUAGAGAAACAAGAGGAAGAAAAAGAAAUUAUGUGGAAAAGGCUGCUUCCUGAGGCAGCAUAUUUGCGUCUUAAAGAAUCAGAAACUGGUCUGCACCUUAAGUCGCCAGAUGAGUUGAUUGAAAUGGCACACAAAUAUUAUGCUGAUACUGCCCUUCCAAAGCUGGUGGCAGAUUUUGGUUCCCUUGAGCUUUCACCAGUCGAUGGGAGGACAUUGACUGAUUUUAUGCACACCAGAGGAUUGCAAAUGUGCUCCUUGGGCCGUGUGGUUGAACUUGCCGAUAAGCUUCCUCAUGUGCAGUCACUCUGUAUACAUGAGAUGGUUGUUCGAGCAUACAAGCAUAUCCUACAAGCCGUUGUGGCCGCCGUUGAAAAUGUUGCUGAUGUGGCUACUUCAGUUGCUUCAUGUCUAAAUAUACUGCUAGGCUCACCAUCAAGUGAAAAUGCUGACACAGACACUCUCAGUGAUGAUGAGCUAAAAUGGAAAUGGGUGGAAGGCUUCCUUUUUAAAAGGUUUAACUGGCGAUGGAAACAAGAGAGCUGCCAGGAUCUCAGGAAGUUUGCUAUUCUUCGUGGAUUGUGCCACAAAGUUGGACUAGAGCUUGUUCCAAGGGACUAUGAUGUGGAGUCACCUUUGCCAUUUAGGAUAUCGGAUAUCAUAAGCAUGGUUCCUGUUUAUAAGCAUGUUGCUUGUUCAUCUGCGGAUGGACGGACUCUGCUAGAAUCAUCCAAGACUUCCUUGGACAAAGGAAAACUGGAGGAUGCUGUCAAUUAUGGUACUAAGGCACUGUCGAAGCUGGUGUCUGUAUGUGGUCCUUAUCAUCGAAUGACAGCAGGAGCGUAUAGUCUUCUGGCUGUGGUGCUCUACCAUACUGGUGAUUUUAAUCAGGCAACCAUCUAUCAACAGAAAGCAUUGGAUAUUAAUGAGAGGGAGCUCGGUCUUGAUCAUCCUGAUACCAUGAAGAGUUAUGGGGACCUCGCUGUGUUCUACUAUCGGCUUCAACACACAGAGUUGGCUUUGAAGUACGUGAAUCGUGCUUUGUAUCUGUUGCACUUAACCUGCGGUCCAUCUCAUCCAAAUACUGCCGCCACCUACAUCAACGUAGCAAUGAUGGAAGAAGGUCUGGGAAAUGUUCACGUUGCCCUUAGGUACCUCCAUGAGGCUCUAAAGUGCAACCAAAGACUUCUUGGAGCUGAUCAUAUACAGACUGCUGCUAGCUAUCACGCCAUUGCAAUUGCUCUCUCUCUGAUGGAGGCCUACUCCUUGAGUGUUCAGCAUGAACAAACUACCUUACAGAUACUGCAGGCCAAACUUGGAUCAGAGGAUCUACGUACACAGGAUGCGGCUGCAUGGCUUGAGUAUUUUGAAUCGAAGGCUCUAGAGCAGCAAGAAGCUGCUCGCAAUGGUACACCAAAGCCGGAUGCCUCAAUCUCCAGUAAAGGUCAUUUGAGUGUGUCAGACCUCCUUGAUUUCAUAGCUCCAGAUGCAGACAUGAAAGCGAGGGAUGCCCAGAAAAAGGCUCGUGCUAAGGUGAAAAAAGUUGACCAGAACUGGGAUGCAUCAGAGGAUUAUCAGACAGAUGAAACCUUAUCGCCGAAUGAUCCUCAUGUAGAGAACUCAAGUGAUAAGGAAAACAAAGCUGAACAUCCCAAGGCUACAAAUGAGAAGGAAGAUCCUUCUUUACCAGGUCAAUUGAUAAUGGGCAUCAGUAAUGAACCAGUACACGACGACACUUCAGAUGAAGGGUGGCAGGAGGCCAUCCCUAAAGGCCGCUCACCCGGCGCUCGUAGGUCUUCUAGUUCGAGAAGGCCAAGCCUGGCAAAACUGAACACUAACUUCACAAAUGUAUCACAGUCUUCAAAAUACCGUGUGAAAUCCAAUAAUACUGCACCAUCAAAAAUCAGCACUAAUGAAUCGGCCACCUCAAUUGUGCCAUCCAUGCCUGCUACAAAGAAGUUUGCGAAAAGUGCAAGCUUCAGUCCGAAGGUCAAUAGUUCUACCGCCUCAUCCAGUUGGACUCCCAACCCCAAGUCUGCACCUGCUAGCCCAGCCCCAGGUGAACAAGCUACUAAGACGUCUUCCUUAUCUUGUCCAAUCAGUGUUCAGGCUACUGGGAAGCUUUUCUCCUAUAAGGAAGUUGCUCUGGCUCCACCUGGAUCUAUAGUGAAGGCAGUUGCAGAACAGUUGCCCAAAGAAAAGAAUUCCGAAGACACAGCUGCAGCAGAGUUGGCUCUAAAUGAGGCACCUGUAUCUCAAGAUGUAGAUGAUCAGGAACUUAAAAAAGAAGCUGCAGAGAAUAAGUGUCUAGAUGCUGAGAUAACAAAAAAUGCUUCAAAUGAAGAGAAAGAAAAAUUAGAGGAAGGAGCCACAGAGGAAGCCAUGGAUACCACCAUUCCACAAACAGUUGAAAAGGCUGUGGCAGUGGAGGUUGAAGGUGCCGCUUAUCUAGAACAUCAACAAGGUAGCAGUGUUCUGGCUUCAGAAACUGAUGCAGCUGAUAGCUCAACAGAUUCAGAUGCGAUUGGUUUAAAAAAUGAUGCAUCACGAAUAGUACCUGAUGGCCCAACUACUUCCUCUGAUGUAGAUCUUUCACAAGUUCCUGUUGAAAAUGCAUGCUCAUCGCAAGAGAAAAGUGCAUCCACUACCAAAGAAGUGGUGGUUGAGGAAAACAAAAACCCGCAUGAUUGUCCGAAUGGUGAUAUAAGUGGUAAGCCCUCAGCAGCUGAAGCAGGAAAGCAAGAUGAAACUGAUACUGGAAAGGAGAUGACCAAGAAACUCUCUGCAUCUGCACCACCCUUUAAUCCUUCUACUGCUCCACUUUUUGGCUCUGUUUCGGUUCAGGGGCUCAAAGAUCAUGGAGGAAUCUUGCCUCCACCAUUGAAUGUUCCUCCGAUACUCACUCCUGUCCGUAGGUCACCUCAUCACUCCGCAACAGCAAGGGUCCCAUAUGGUCCUAGGCUAUCUGGUGGCUAUAAUAGGUCUGGAAAUCGGGUCUCCCGUAACAAACCUGGCUUCCAUAAUGGCGAACAUGCUGGAGAUGGGAACCACUUUAGUCCUCCAAGAAUAAUGAACCCACAUGCAGCUGAGUUUGUGCCUGGCCAACCCUGGGUUCCCAAUGGCUAUCCAGUAUCCCCUAAUGGGUAUAUGGUUUCUUCAACAAAUGGUAUCCCACUGUCUCCUAACGGUUUUCCUCUGUCACCAAAUGGUAUUCCCUCGCCUCCAAAUGGAUAUCCAGCAUCAGCCACUGGUCUUCCAGUCACUGCUCAAAAUGACUCCAUUGCAUCUGCAGUUAGUCCGGUGGAAUCACCAAUAGAUAUGGCUGCUGAGGCGGUUGGUGAAAAUAAAGUUGAAGUUGUUACGGUGGAACAGUCAUCUGCAGAAGUAGUAGUUGAGAAGCACUCCACUGAAGAAACAGCGCCAGAAAAUCACUUGCCAUGCCAUGAGGACACUCCUCAUGAGACUGAGGGAAAGACUAAAGAUGAUAUCUCAGAUACUCAAGAUUCUGUGAAGACCAAAGAGAUGGGCAACGACAUAGCAAUCGAUCAUGAGAAACCCAUCAAAUGUUGGGGGGAUUACAGUGACGGUGAAGUGGAGAUGAUUAAGGUUUCGAGUUAAAUGCUACUAAUAACCUUUUUCCUACACAUUCACCCAUUCGAGGCUCUGCUCUGUGAUGUCUUGAGCUGAGUCAGUAGAAGCAAUCCAGCAAUGCCGCUGUGCAGGGUGAACCGGAGAUGUUGCUUCUUCUACUGAAUGUGUUGUAAAUGACAGUGAACGCUGGCAAUUCCUGAAGCUUUUUGACGUUGGGUUAUCACAGCAUCAGAGAAGAAUCUGAUGACAAAAUACUGUGCAUAGGCUGAUGAAAUGAGGAUAUGAGACAUUACGAGAAGGAUGUAUCAAGUGGCUCAUUGGUAACUAAUUCCUAUCAACUUUAUUGUUUUUCAAUCUGUCUUUGGUCCUUGUAAUUUUUGUUGUAGUUGAGAACGGGAAGAACCUUGGAAAUUUGUACUCUACAGGAGCUCUGCCAGUAAUGGUUUGAGCAAUGAAGACUGCGAUGGUCUGCACUAAUAAUAUCUAGUUCAUCCUGUUUGUAAGAAAAGUUCACUGCACAACAUAAAUUUUAAUGCAUCUACAACUGCUUCUCUUUUG